Messenger RNA from Microtus ochrogaster (prairie vole), 1153 nucleotides. RefSeq names its product basic leucine zipper ATF-like transcription factor 2 (gene Batf2). Gene Ontology annotation, cellular component: nucleus. Gene Ontology annotation, molecular function: RNA polymerase II cis-regulatory region sequence-specific DNA binding; DNA-binding transcription factor activity, RNA polymerase II-specific. NCBI's taxonomy places the organism in Eukaryota, Metazoa, Chordata, Mammalia, Rodentia, Cricetidae. Gene Ontology annotation, biological process: regulation of transcription by RNA polymerase II. The record is from RefSeq and is a predicted model, not a curated record.
UGCUGAGGGGACACUCAGGACCGACUGAACAUCUGCUCCCCCUGCCUAAGCCAUGCAACUCUGUGGGAGUGGUGCGCUGCUGCCUGGGACAGACCCAGAGGAGUGUCAGAAGCUGCUGAGGAAGAAGCAGAAGAACCGGCUGGCUGCCCAGCGCAGCCGGCAGAAGCACACUGACAAGGCAGAUGCUCUGCACCAGCAGCAUGAGUCCUUGGAGAAGCACAACCACGCCCUUCGGAAGGAGAUCCAGGUCUUGCAGGCUGAGCUGGCACGCUGGGGCCGGACGCUGCAUCUGCAUGAACGCCUGUGCCAAGUGGACUGUGGCUCCUCCCCUGCUCUGCUGCCCUCUGGAUGCCCAGUCCAGGCUGAGCAACUCUCAGGACAACCUGCCUCCCAUGGAUACCGUGGCUGCCAGGAACAGUUGGGCCUGUUCCAGACUCCUAGCUCCUCUCCCCCAGCUCAGCAACUCUCCCCAGGUCCAUGCUUACAGGAGGCUCCUGGCCUCCUCCCUUCCCCACUGCCCUCACUGACCUUUGACCCUCUCAUGGUGAGGGCUCCUCUAGCCCAGCUAUCCCCCAGCCAUAUACUGUCUGCAUCGCCCCGUGGCUCCAGCUUGCUGGGGUCUUCCUCUAAGUUUGAUGCUCUCAUGCCCAGCCCCCCAGACCAGCUGGUCCCUCCACAGCCCCUCAGGCUGGAACACCCCACCAGCAGGAGUCUGGCAUCCUCCUCCAGCACUCCAACUGCUCCCGGACCAGAGUGUCCACAGAACAUAGAACGCUUGCCUGCACUGUCUAGCUCCUUGGCAGAUUGGCAGAAGAUGUCUGUGGACCCAAGCCCACACCCCCUUGUGGCCUUCCCGUUGCUCUCUUCUGCAAAAGUCCAUUUCUAGCCUGUAUCUCGAGCUGGGCUGCCUUCCCUAGGCUCCUAAAACAGCCUCAGCACCCAGUCAGCUCCUCCACUUCUGCUCAUGUCACCAAGUGCCUACCCCUGUGGACCAAGCAAAGCCAUCCUCUCCCUCACCAGAGGCUCCAGGAAAAAAAGAUGGAAGGGCCAAAUGCAAGAGCCUUGAACCUGGCUGCAAUAUUACCUGUGUUUUCCUUGGUGGCUCUCCCAGCCCUGCACAGUACCAGGUCCCGUGACCCUCGGGCUCCCCUAA